Messenger RNA from Cynara cardunculus var. scolymus (artichoke), 978 nucleotides. Its product is annotated as thaumatin-like protein 1b. Gene Ontology annotation, biological process: defense response. Gene Ontology annotation, cellular component: extracellular region. The transcript has 3 exons. Bases 1 to 978 code for a protein of 325 amino acids. The record is from RefSeq and is a predicted model, not a curated record. Lineage: Eukaryota; Viridiplantae; Streptophyta; Magnoliopsida; Asterales; Asteraceae.
AUGCUUACGAUAUCAACCUGCAAGCUCGCCAUUUUCAUCUUUCUUGUGUCUUUCUUCUCAUGUUCAUCCGCUUCUGUAUUCACCAUAACGAAUAACUGUCCUUUCACGAUAUGGCCAGCCACCCUUUCUGGUUCAGGAACCACUCCACUUCCGACCACCGGGUUUCAAUUGAAUUCAGGUCAAAGUGUGCAGAUUCCCACCACCCCGGCGUGGUCUGGAAGAGUGUGGGCAAGAACGGGUUGUUCCUUUGAUGCUUCUGGUGUUGGAAAAUGCGAAACUGCAGAUUGUGGAGGGAAGAUGGAGUGUGGAGGGAUGGGUGCAACCCCGCCUGCAUCGCUCUUCGAGAUAACGAUCGGAGGGUACAACAAUAUGGAUUAUUACGAUGUUAGUUUUGUGGAUGGUUACAAUCUCCCGAUCAUUGUUGUCCCGCGCUCAUCUUCCGGUGGUUGUAAUGCCACCGGAUGUGCUUCAGAUAUCAACAUGGGCUGCCCAAAAGAGCUUCAGGUGGUGGGAGGGGAUGGUGGUGGAGGUGGCCGUGGCGGCGGGGGCGUGAUCGCCUGCAAUAGUGCUUGUGGUGCAUUCGGGAUUGACCAGUACUGUUGCAGCGGGCAAUACGCGAAUCCAAACACAUGCCGGCCAUCUUACUACUCUAGCAUCUUUAAGAGAGCUUGUCCACGAGCUUAUAGCUACGCAUUUGAUGAUGGCACUAGCACGUUUACCUGCAACGCUUACGAAUACGCCAUCAUCUUCUGCCCCAAUGCCAACAACAACGGGAUGGAACCAACAACUGGUCUUGGGCCAGGACCAGAACCGGGGGCGGGAGUUGGGGCGGGGGCAUUGGUCGCCCCGCAUAUAAAAGAUGGCAAGAUAAGAGGGUCUACGCAGACAAAUACAUCUUCAAACGCCAAUUUACCGGUUUCUAUACCAAUAUGUCUCAUUGUACUUUCAUUUCUUUCAACGUACCUUGUACAUAUAUAA